UGUGGUCAGAAAGAAAAAAAAAACAGGCAUGUCUCAAAAAAUGGCGAAUGAUAAAUUUUUGUUCAUUGAUUGAAAGCGUAGUCCCUGUGUCAUUAAAUUUGUAAAAUAUUUGUUAGUGUUACUGUGAAUAAACAAUAAGGAUGGCUGAUGCUAUGGUAGAGCGUAGACCACCACCACGGUUCUUUUGUCAUAGGUGCCUUGUGGAAUUCCAAGAUGUUGAGCAGGACUACAUGUGCCCGUACUGUGAAGGUGGUUUUAUUGAGCAGUUGGAAGAGGAUGCGGAGGGGCCCGUACCACUGCCCCGUGAUGACUACAGUGAUGCUGACAUGAGCAACAUUGAUGACAUGACUGUUGAUGAGCUGGCACUGGACGAUUCUGAUGAGUUUCACACGAGCACUCCACCUAUGUUGAAUGACCUCGCGUUUUUAAUGUCUGGCGACCAACGAGUACGUAACGCGAUCGCAAACGCGGUAGCAACUACAGUGAACGGUACGAGCAAUAAUAUAGCCAGCUUCACAUCAACUAUAACCACCACUCCUUCUAGUGGCAACACUACCACCAUCAGUAAUAGCAACCCACAGCGAGGCCCCACCCUGCAGGAGGAGCUGCUGUGGCUGAUCAGCGGCGGCAGGCCUCCCGCGGGGGCCAUGACGGCGGGGGCCCCCUUCGUGCUCGUUGGCACUCCGGGGGACUAUGUGUUUGGGGGAGAAGGGCUGGACGCGGUGGUGACGCAACUGCUGGGUCAGCUGGAGCACACCGGCCCGCCGCCGCUGCCGCGCGAGCGGUUGGCAGCCCUGCCCACGCAGCAGGUGACCGCGGAGCAAGCCGCUGCCAACACCGCCUGCUCGGUUUGCUGGGAGAACUUCGAGCUUGACGAGACCGUGUCCCGGUUGGAAUGCGAGCACAUCUUCCACCAAAGCUGCAUAACGCCGUGGCUCGAGCUUCACGCCACGUGUCCUAUCUGCCGCCGCUCGCUGCUGCCGCCCGACGCGCCGCCCUCCACCACCGCCAGCACUACCGCCAGCACCACCACCACCACCGCCACCACCGGCCCCCCGCCCGCCACCACCGCGGCGCACCACAUCCGAUUAGGUACUCCACUGUCAAGUCUCUUUGUAAAUGCAGCACCCCACAUUGUGAUCCAACGCCGCACGGGUGCACUUCCAACUCUAAUCCGACGGAUCCCAUCACAAACUCACACCUGGGACUCGCUAAACGACACUAGUACGUCUGGCUCAAUGUCCCCAGCUUCAUCGGUGACCACGGGGGGCAUUUGGGCUGCACAGAACCGCUCCUCAAGUUCAACCGGCUCAACCAACUCCUCAACGUCCCUCAACUCAAACGACAGGGAUCGACAGUACAACACUGACAUGGACUAUGAUUAGAGAAGAUAAACUAUGAAUGAAAUAAAAGUGAAAGUGAAAAAAAGUUAAUAGUGUUACACAAUGGUUGUUCAGUGAAGUGAAAGUGAAAAGUGAAAGAUUUCAGAAGACGAGACGUAGCUGUGCGACCAUUGUGUGAAUUGUUCCUUUUUAUAAUAUUGUUCCAGUCAUACUGGGUGUAUUUGAAAAUGGCGGCACACUUUGAAUAACCACUUAAUACAAUUAUUGCAUACUUCGUAAGAGCUGUGCGUCAACUUUAAGGCUGAGAGCUAUAGAGUGUUCUUCCACUUUGCUCAGAUUUAAAUUUCAAUUAAAAGGAGACGGAUUUAUGCCAGCGAUAUAACUCUGUCUUGUUUUAACUGCCUUAGAUUUGAGCAAAGACAAAUUGAUCUCAUAUGUAUGUUUAGCUAUGUUUCCACUGAGCAAAAAACAUCUGUUUUGGACCAUUCACGUUAAUAAGAAAUGAUGUGAUCGAAUUAUCAGAUCAUUCAAAAUUAACCAGCAGCUUGAUUGUGGUAGAAUGACGGCUACAAUGUCACAAUCGCAAUUACCUCUGAUUGGUUGACGCUCGCUCACUAUUGACUACAAUGCAUUGUUGCAAUAAGAAUACAAUAAAUUCAGCCAAUCGGAUGAAUAACGGAUGGUCUAUUGAACAUGUCAUGUCAGUGGAAACACACGAGGCUCAGAGAAAGUGCUUCACACAAAGGGGCAUGGGCCUAAAAGUUACAAUACUGAGGACAAAUGAAAGUUAUCAAUGUGUAUUCCAUUUCGUGUGGGAGGAGUAUGAUGUGAGCUCAACUCUAAUAAUAAUAAAAGGAUUUUCCCCGUGUCUGCUAAGCGCUGGUUAGCACUAGCUUUAGGUUUGUCACCUGCCACAUCUUGAUUUACGGGUUACCAGCAUCAAAAAUACGGGUUCUAGAUUAUUUUACGGGAGAUAGUGUUUUACAUAGAUAUUUUUUUUAAUACUUAUUGUUUGAAGAGCUUUUAAAAGCUCUUCAAAUUGUAAGUCAAUAGUUUUGGCUAUGCGAGUAUUGGUCCACGCAUUGCCAUAUUAUAUCUACUGGACAAAACGUCAGGGAUUGUUUUCGACAGCCAGAUCCGGCUGAAUAUGUAAAAAAUACGAAAGCUUUAUCUACCCCGUAUUUUAUUUUCGCAAUUACGGGUUUCUGUAUUAUCAUACCCUGAAAUACGGGGUAACCCGUAAAAUACGGGGCAUCUGGCAAUCCUAACUAGCUUCCUUCAUACAAGUGUGCCCAUAGACCUUUAAAAGCAAAUGCAAGUACUUUUCAAAUCACCUAUGUAUACCACAUUAAAAGUUGUGUGCCUUUUAUUUGUAUUGCAGAACAUUGUAAGUUAUUUAAUAAGUAAAUUAUAGUCAUUGCUAUAAUAAUUUUUAGUGUAUAUUUAAAUAGUCAUUCAGACUUUCUUUUUACUGCAUUAGUUUUGAUGAGGUUUUAUUUAAUCACCUAUUUGACUAGUGAAAUGUAUGUUUUUAGGAUGAAUUUUUUCACUCCAAACAAACGUAGUUUGACUUUCUUUUCAACCGACUUCAAUAAAAGGAGAAGGUUUCUUAAUUCUACUGCAUGUUUUUAUUUUUUGUAUUUUUUUGUUCUGUAUUUGUUUGUUAUACGAUUACUCCGCCAAUUAUGAACCGAUUUUGAUGAUUCUUUUAAUGUUUUGUAGGGCAUACCUCAAAGGUGGUCCCAUUUCAAUUUGCUAAAGAUCUAAUGAAUGUCGUCGGAGAUGGAGAACAGAACCAAUGGAUAACAGUACUCGAGUGAAGUCGAACAAGCAUAAUAAAA
Messenger RNA from Maniola jurtina (meadow brown), 3184 nucleotides. It is a transcript of the gene Iru, whose product is annotated as E3 ubiquitin-protein ligase RNF115. The coding region runs from base 141 to 1385 and encodes 414 amino acids. The transcript has 8 exons. Gene Ontology annotation, molecular function: ubiquitin protein ligase activity. NCBI's taxonomy places the organism in Eukaryota, Metazoa, Arthropoda, Insecta, Lepidoptera, Nymphalidae. Gene Ontology annotation, cellular component: nucleoplasm; cytoplasm. The record is from RefSeq and is a predicted model, not a curated record. Gene Ontology annotation, biological process: ubiquitin-dependent protein catabolic process; protein ubiquitination; positive regulation of DNA-templated transcription.